Molecule: messenger RNA, 15395 nt
Organism: Hemibagrus wyckioides
Lineage: Eukaryota; Metazoa; Chordata; Actinopteri; Siluriformes; Bagridae
Gene: prx
Product: periaxin
Exons: 7
Coding region: 378-14489 (4703 amino acids)
Biological process (GO): regulation of RNA splicing
Cellular component (GO): costamere; cytoplasm; nucleus
Molecular function (GO): protein binding
Source: RefSeq, a predicted model, not a curated record
UUUUAUAAAUUAGCCAAGCUCAGUCAGGGCAGAAGGCUGGCUGUCAGAGGGCAGAGAGUGAGUGUGUGUUUGUGCUUGUAUUAAUAAUCAUUUGAGAUUUUUAGUCAGGUACAGUUCCAGAAGGACACACUGAUUACGACUCAGACAGAGAAUUUGAGGACAGCCUUUCUAAUCCACCUGUAAAAGAUAAAAGACAGUCACCUCCUCCAGAUAGGCCUCCCUCUGUUCCUCAAAUCAGCCAGCACUUCUGCAUCUCCACAGAAGAUCAGGACAGCCCAGAAAGAGUUGUUCAGAAGGAAAAACUCCAUGCAGAACUAAAAGAAGUUCUAAGAAGAAAAAGCAGCUACCUGAAACAGAGCCACUCAAAUAUUGCAAGCAUGGAUCCUUCAAAGGAGAAGAGCGAGUCUGGGCAGGAGGAAAGCCAUCUAUCUGAAUUAGUGGAGAUGGUGGUAGAGACAGAAGCUGAGGUAGGGGCCAGUGGCUACAGUGUGGUGGGUGGAGGGACAAAGGGGAUCUUUAUUAAAGAUGUCUUGAAAGACUCACCUGCAGCAAAACAUCUUAGCCUUCAGAAAGGAGAUCAGUUGCUGAGUGCCAAGGUUUAUUUUGAUAAUGUCAAAUAUGAAGAUGCUCUGAAGAUCCUACAGUGUGCAGAACCUUAUAAAGUGUCAUUCUCCUUGAAAAGGACUGUGGUUCAAACUGAUGUCAGCGGUCAUCUAAGUGCACCAAAUGUUGAUCACAGAGGACCUAAGACUAAGAUGCAAAAAAUGAGUGUUAGAAGUGUCAAACAAUUCAAAGCCAAGAAGAAAAGGGGUGGAAGAUUUGGAUUGAAAAGAUUAAAAGAGAAAAAGAGAACAAGAGCUGAAGCAGAAAUGGACAAUGAGGAAACAUCAGGUAGAUUAGACUUUACUCCAGUUGAUGUGGAAUUUGCACUCCCAAAGUUUAAAUUGAAGAAGCAUAAGAAAGUCUCUGAAGAGCAAUCUGGAAAUUUAGAAAGAAUGAAGCCCCAUGAUGAGAAGACAAGAAAAAUAAAAUUUCCAAAGGCUAAAAUAAAACCUGCUAUAGAAGGUAUAGAAUAUUCAACAAAGAAAGGAGAAAUAGACAAAGGAAAAAUCCCAAAUUCACAAAUGAAGGAUUCUGAUGAAUGUGUGCUCGGAAAGAAAAUAAGCAUGCCAAGUGACAUACAAAUACCAAAUCUAAAUUUAGAGAAAAAACAUAUAGCUGAAGCCAGUGGAUCCAUGGCUGAAGGGGCAAAUGUAAUGUUUACUACUGUUGAAAGCUCUGAUGCCAAAUGUGGGAAAGUGCCAUCCACAGAUAUAUCAUUACUAAAAAGUAAAGGUAAAAGAGAAAUUGUCCUAGAAAGACAUUCUGUAACAGGAGGAAAGAUUGAAAUGCCCAAACAUGACACUGAAGGUUAUUCUGGAAAAGGAGGAAAGAUCAACUUUCCAAAGACUGACCCAUCCUUACCAAAAGUAAAAUCACCCAGCCUUGAUGUCAGUAAUAAUGUUGAUAUCUCACUGCCAAAAGGAAAGGUAAAGACGGGUGUCAAUAUCAAAGGUGAGGCUAGUAAAGGAGGGGAAUUUAAAAUGCCCAAAGUUGAUCUUUCACUACCGAGAAUGAAGUUACCAGAGGAUAAGUUUAAUAUGGAAGGUGCUGACAUGGUUGAGAAAGUUGACAUGCCACCCACUGACAUAUCAUUACCAAAAAGUAUGGCUAGUGGACAAAUUGAAAUUGAAGGGUAUUCUGGAACAGGAGGAAAGAUUGACUUGCCAGAGAUUGACAUCUCCUUGCCAAAAGUAACACCACCAAAGGUUGAUAUCAGUGUUGAGGGCCCUCAGAUCAAGGGCAGAAAGGUGCACAUGCCAGAUAUUGAUAUCUCUGUACAAAAAGGGAAAGUAAAAGGUGGUAUGAAUCUUGAAGGAGACACUGAUAAUGGAGGUGGGUUUCAAAUGUCCAAAGCUGAUCUUUCACUCCCAAGAAUGAAGUUACCAGAGGGUAAGAUUAAUGUGGAAGGCCCUGGUAUCAAAGUUGGGAAUGUUGACCUGCCUUCCUUUGACAUAUCAUUACCAAAAGGGAAGGCUAAAGGAGAAAUUGACAUUAACAGUCCAUUCGGAAAAGGGGGAAAAAUUGAUGUGCCAAAUGUUGACAUUUCCUUACCAAAGGUAACACCACCCAAGGAUGAUAUCACUGUUGAGGGUCCUAAUAUCAAGGGCAGAAAGUUUCAUAUGCCAAAUGUUGAAUGUCCUGACAUCAAAGUCGGGAAGGUUGACAUGCCAUCUAUUGACAUUUCUGUACCUGAAUGGAAAGUUGACAUGCCAUCCAUUGACAUUUCUGUACCAAAAGAGAAAAGUGACAUGCCAUCCAUUGACAUAUCAUUGCCAAAAGUUAAGAACAAAGGAAAACUUGACAUUGUAGAACAUUCUGGAACAGGAGGAAAGUUUGACUUGCCAACGGUUGACAUUUCCCUACCAAAAGUAACACCACCCAAGGUUGAUUUCAGUGUUGAAGGUGCAGAGAUCAAGGGCAGGACAUUUCACAUGCCAGAUAUUGACAUCUCCCUGCCAAAAGCAAAAGUUAAAGGGGGAGUCAACCUUGAUAGUGAGGCCAAUAAAGGAGGAAUGCCUAAAGUUGAUCUUUCACUGCCAAGAAUUAAGUUACCAGAGGGUAAGAUGAAUGUGGAAGGCCCUGAUAUCAACAUUGGGAAAGUUGGACUACCUUCCAUUGACAUAUCAUUACCUAAAGGCAAGCCUAAAGGAGAAAUUGACAUUGAAGGACCAUCUGGAAAAGUGGGAAUGAUUGAUAUGCCAAAUGUUGACAUUUCCUUACCAAAAGUAUCACCACCCAAGGUUGACCUCAAUGUUGAGUGUCCUGACAUCAAGGGCAGGAAGUUGCAUAUGCCAGAUGCUGAUUUCUCUUUGCCAAAAGCUGAUCUAUCCCUACCAAGAAUGAAGUUACCAGAGGGUAAGAUGAAUGUGGAAGGCCCUGAUAUCAACAUUGGGAAAAUUAAACUACCUUCCAUUGACAUAUCAUUACCAAAAGGGAAAUCUAAAGGAGAAAUUGACAUUGAAGGACCAUCCGGAAAAGGGGGAAUGAUUGAUGUGCCAAAUGUUGACAUUUCCUUACCAAAAGUAACACCACCCAAGGUUGAUCUCAAUGUUGAUGGUCCAGAAAUCAAGGGCAGGAAGUUUCAUAUGCCAGAUAUUGACAUCUCCCUGCCAAAAGCAAAAGUAAAAGGGGGAGUCAAUCUUGAAGGUGAGGCCGAUAAAGGAGGAAGGAUUCAAAUGCCUAAACUUGAUCUUUCACUACCAAGAAUGAAGUUACCAGAGGGUAAGAUGAAUGUGGAAGGCCCUGAUAUCAACAUUGGGAAAGUUGGAUUACCUUCCAUUGAUGUAUCAUUACCAAAGGGGAAGUCUAAAGGAGAAAUUGACAUUGAAGGACCAUCUGGAAAAGGGGGAAUUAUGCCAAAUGUUGACAUUUCCUUACCAAAAGUAACACCACCCAAGGUUGAUCUUGAUGUUGAGGGUCCUGACAUCAAGGGCAGGAAGUUUCAUAUGACAGAAGUUGAUUUCUCUUUGCCAAAAGUUGACCUUUCACUGCCAAAAAUGAAGUUACCACAGGGUAAGAUGAAUGUGGAAGGCCCUGAUAUCAACAUUGGGAAAGUUGGACUACCUUCCUUUGACAUAUCAUUACCAAAAGGGAAGGCUAAAGGAGAAAUUGACAUUGAAGGACUAUCUGGAAAAGGAGGGAUGAUUGAUGUGCCAAAUGUGGACAUUUCCUUGCCAAAAGUAACACCACCCAAGGUUGAUCUCGAUGUUGAGGGUCCAGAAAUCAAGGGCAGGAAAUUUCAUAUGCCAGAUAUUGACAUCUCUUUGCCAAAAGCAAAAGUAAAAGGGGGAGUCGAUCUUGAAGGUGAGGCUGAUAAAGGAGGGAGGUUUCACAUGCCUAAAGUUGAUCUUUCACUACCAAGAAUAAAGUUACCAGAGGGUAAGAUGAAUGUGGAAGGCCCUGAUAUCAACAUUGGGAAAGUUGGACUACCUUCCAUUGACAUAUCAUUACCAAAAGGGAAGGCUAAAGGAGAAAUUGACAUUGAAUUACCAUCUGGAAAAGGGGGAAAUAUGCCAAAUCUUGACAUUAGCUUACCAAAAGUAACACCACCCAAGGUUGAUCUCCAUGUUCAGGGUCCAGAAAUCAAGGGCAGGAAGUUUCAUAUGCCAGAUGUUGAUUUCUCUUUGCCAAAAGUUGAUCUUUCACUACCAAAAAUGAAGUUACCAGAGGGUAAGAUGAAUAUGGAAGGCCCUGAUAUCAACAUUGGGAAAGUUGGACUACCUUCCAUUGACAUAUCAUUACCAAAAGGUAAGGCUAAAGGAGAAAUUGACAUUGAAGGACCAUCUGGAAAAGGGGGAAUUAUGCCAAAUGUUGACAUUUCCUUGCCAAAAGUAAAACCACCCAAGGUUGAUCUCAAUGUUGAGGGUCCUGACAUCAAAGGCAGGAAGUUUCAUAUGCCAGAUAUUGAUUUAUCUUUGCCAAAAGUUGAUCUUUCACUACCAAAAAUGAAGUUACCAGAGGGUAAGAUGAAUGUGGAAGGCCCUGAUAUCAACAUUGGGAAAGUUGGACUACCUUCCAUUGACAUAUCAUUACCAAAAGGGAAGGCUAAAGGAGAAAUUGACAUUGAAGGACCAUCUGGAAAAGGGGGAAUGAUUGAUGUGCCAAAUGUUGACAUUUCCUUACCAAAAGUAAAACCACCCAAGGUUGAUCUCAAUGUUGAGGGUCCUGACAUCAAAGGCAGGAAGUUUCAUAUGCCAGAUAUUGAUUUAUCUUUGCCAAAAGUUGAUCUUUCGCUACCAAAAAUGAAGUUACCAGAGGGUAAGAUGAAUGUGGAAGGCCCUGAUAUCAACACUGGGAAAGUUGGACUACCUUCCAUUGACAUAUCAUUACCAAAAGGGAAGGCUAAAGGAGGAAUUGACAUUGAAGGACCAUCUGGAAAAGGGGGAAUAAUUGAUGCGCCAAAUGUUAACAUUUCCUUGCCAAAAGUAAAACCACCCAAGGUUGAUCUUGAUGUUCAGGGUCCAGAAAUCAAGGGCAAGAAGUUUCAUAUGCCAGAUGUUGAUUUCUCUUUGCCAAAAGUUGAUCUUUCACUGCCAAAAAUGAAGUUACCAGAGGGUAAGAUGAAUGUGGAAGGCCCUGAUAUGAACAUUGGGAAAGUUGGACUACCUUCCAUUGACAUAUCAUUACCAAAAGGGAAGGCUAAAGGAGAAAUUGACAUUGAAGGACCAUCUGGAAAAGGGGGAAUGAUUGAUGUGCCAAAUGUUGACAUUUCCUUACCACAAGUAACACCACCCAAGUUUGAUCUCAAUGUUGAGGGUCCUGACAUCAAAGGCAGGAAGUUUCAUAUGCCAGAUAUUGAUUUCUCUUUGCCAAAAGUUGAUCUUUCACUACCAAAAAUGAAGUUACCAGAGGGUAAGAUGAAUGUGGAAGGCCCUGAUAUCAACAUUGGGAAAGUUGGACUACCUUCCAUUGACAUAUCAUUACCAAAAGGGAAGGCUAAAGGAGAAAUUGACAUUGAAGGACCAUCUGGAAAAGGGAGAAUGAUGCCAAAUGUUGACAUUUCCUUACCAAAAGUAACACCACCCAAGGUUGAUCUCAAUGUUGAGGGUCCUGACAUCAAAGGCAGGAAGUUUCAUAUGCCAGAUAUUGAUUUAUCUUUGCCAAAAGUUGAUCUUUCACUACCAAAAAUGAAGUUACCAGAGGGUAAGAUGAAUGUGGAAGGCCCUGAUAUCAACACUGGGAAAGUUGGACUACCUUCCAUUGACAUAUCAUUACCAAAAGGGAAGGCUAAAGGAGGAAUUGACAUUGAAGGACCAUCUGGAAAAGGGGGAAUAAUUGAUGCGCCAAAUGUUAACAUUUCCUUGCCAAAAGUAAAACCACCCAAGGUUGAUCUUGAUGUUCAGGGUCCAGAAAUCAAGGGCAAGAAGUUUCAUAUGCCAGAUGUUGAUUUCUCUUUGCCAAAAGUUGAUCUUUCACUGCCAAAAAUGAAGUUACCAGAGGGUAAGAUGAAUGUGCAAGGCCCUGAUAUGAACAUUGGGAAAGUUGGACUACCUUCCAUUGACAUAUCAUUACCAAAAGGGAAGGCUAAAGGAGAAAUUGAUAUUGAAGGACCAUCUGGAAAAGGGGGAAUGAUGCCAAAUGUUGACAUUUCCUUACCAAAAGUAACACCACCCAAGGUUGAUCUUAAUGUUGAGGGCCCUGACAUCAAAGGCAGGAAGUUUCAUAUGCCAGAUAUUGAUUUAUCUUUGCCAAAAGUUGAUCUUUCACUACCAAAAAUGAAGUUCCCAGAGGGUAAGAUGAAUGUGGAAGGCCCUGAUAUCAACAUUGGGAAAGUUGGACUACCUUCCAUUGACAUAUCAUUACCAAAAGGGAAGGCUAAAGGAGGAAUUGACAUUGAAGGACCAUCUGGAAAAGGGGGAAUUAUGCCAAAUGUUGACAUUACCUUACCAAAAGUAACACCACCCAAGGUUGAUCUUAAUAUUGAGGGCCCUGACAUCAAAGGCAGGAAGUUUCAUAUGCCAGAUAUUGAUUUAUCUUUGCCAAAAGUUGAUCUUUCACUACCAAGAAUGAAGUUACCAGAGGGUAAGAUGAAUGUGGAAGGCCGUGAUAUCAACAUUGGGAAAGUUGGACUACCUUCCAUUGACAUAUCAUUACCAAAAGGGAAGGCUAAAGGAGAAAUUGACAUUGAAGGACCAUCUGGAAAAGGGGGAAUGAUGCCAAAUGUUGACAUUUCCUUUCCAAAAGUAACACCACCCAAGGUUGAUCUCAAUGUUGAGGGUCCUGACAUCAAAGGCAGGAAGUUUCAUAUGCCAGAUAUUGAUUUAUCUUUGCCAAAAGUUGAUCUUUCACUACCAAGAAUGAAGUUACCAGAGGGUAAGAUGAAUGUGGAAGGCCCUGAUAUCAACAUUGGGAAAGUUGGACUACCUUCCAUUGACAUAUCAUUACCAAAAGGGAAGGCUAAAGGAGGAAUUGACAUUGAAGGACCAUCUGGAAAAGGGAGAAUGAUUGAUGUGCCAAAUGUUGACAUUACCUUACCAAAAGUAACACCACCCAAGGUUGAUCUUAAUGUUGAGGGCCCUGACAUCAAAGGCAGGAAGUUUCAUAUGCCAGAUAUUGAUUUAUCUUUGCCAAAAGUUGAUCUUUCACUACCAAGAAUGAAGUUACCAGAGGGUAAGAUGAAUGUGGAAGGCCGUGAUAUCAACAUUGGGAAAGUUGGACUACCUUCCAUUGACAUAUCAUUACCAAAAGGGAAGGCUAAAGGAGAAAUUGACAUUGAAGGACCAUCUGGAAAAGGGGGAAUGAUGCCAAAUGUUGACAUUUCCUUACCAAAAGUAACACCACCCAAGGUUGAUCUCAAUGUUGAGGGUCCUGACAUCAAAGGCAGGAAGUUUCAUAUGCCAGAUAUUGAUUUAUCUUUGCCAAAAGUUGAUCUUUCACUACCAAGAAUGAAGUUACCAGAGGGUAAGAUGAAUGUGGAAGGCCCUGAUAUCAACAUUGGGAAAGUUGGACUACCUUCCAUUGACAUAUCAUUACCAAAAGGGAAGGCUAAAGGAGAAAUUGACAUUGAAGGACCAUCUGGAAAAGGGGGAAUGAUGCCAAAUGUUGACAUUUCCUUACCAAAAGUAACACCACCCAAGGUUGAUCUCAAUGUUGAGGGUCCUGACAUCAAAGGCAGGAAGUUUCAUAUGCCAGAUAUUGAUUUAUCUUUGCCAAAAGUUGAUCUUUCACUACCAAGAAUGAAGUUACCAGAGGGUAAGAUGAAUGUGGAAGGCCCUGAUAUCAACAUUGGGAAAGUUGGACUACCUUCCAUUGACAUAUCAUUACCAAAAGGGAAGGCUAAAGGAGAAAUUGACAUUGAAGGACCAUCUGGAAAAGGGGGAAUGAUUGAUGUGCCAAAUGUUGACAUUUCCUUUCCAAAAGUAACACCACCCAAGGUUGAUCUCAAUGUUGAGGGUCCUGACAUCAAAGGCAGGAAGUUUCAUAUGCCAGAUAUUGAUUUAUCUUUGCCAAAAGUUGAUCUUUCACUACCAAGAAUGAAGUUACCAGAGGGUAAGAUGAAUGUGGAAGGCCCUGAUAUGAACAUUGGGAAAGUUGGACUACCUUCCAUUGACAUAUCAUUACCAAAAGGGAAGGCUAAAGGAGAAAUUGACAUUGAAGGACCAUCUGGAAAAGGGGGAAUUAUGCCAAAUGUUGACAUUACCUUACCAAAAGUAACACCACCCAAGGUUGAUCUUGAUGUUCAGGGUCCCGAAAUCAAGGGCAAGAAGUUUCAUAUGCCAGAUGUUGAUUUCUCUUUGCCAAAAGUUGAUCUUUCAUUGCCAAAAAUGAAGUUACCAGAGGGUAAGAUGAAUGUGGAAGGCCCUGAUAUCAACAUUGGGAAAGUUGGACUACCUUCCAUUGACAUAUCAUUACCAAAAGGGAAGGCUAAAGGAGAAAUUGAUAUUGAAGGACCAUCUGGAAAAGGGGGAAUGAUGCCAAAUGUUGACAUUUCCUUACCAAAAGUAACACCAACCAAGGUUGAUCUUAAUGUUGAGGGCCCUGACAUCAAAGGCAGGAAGUUUCAUAUGCCAGAUAUCGAUUUAUCUUUGCCAAAAUUUGAUCUUUCACUACCAAAAAUGAAGUUACCAGAGGGUAAGAUGAAUGUGGAAGGCCCUGAUAUCAACAUUGGGAAAGUUGGACUACCUUCCAUUGACAUAUCAUUACCAAAAGGGAAGGCUAAAGGAGCAAUUGACAUUGAAGGACCAUCUGGAAAAGGGGGAAUGAUUGAUGUGCCAAAUGUUGACAUUACCUUACCAAAAGUAAGACCACCCAAGGUUGAUCUUGAUGUUCAGGGUCCUGAAAUCAAGGGCAAGAAGUUUCAUAUGCCAGAUGUUGAUUUCUCUUUGCCAAAAGUUGAUCUUUCACUGCCAAAAAUGAAGUUACCAGAGGGUAAGAUGAAUGUGGAAGGCCCUGAUAUGAACAUUGGGAAAGUUGGACUACCUUCCAUUGACAUAUCAUUACCAAAAGGGAAGGCUAAAGGAGAAAUUGAUAUUGAAGGACCAUCUGGAAAAGGGGGAAUGAUGCCAAAUGUUGACAUUUCCUUACCAAAAGUAACACCACCCAAGGUUGAUCUCAAUGUUGAGGGUCCUGACAUCAAAGGCAGGAAGUUUCAUAUGCCAGAUGUUGAUUUAUCUUUGCCAAAAGUUGAUCUUUCACUACCAAAAAUGAAGUUACCAGAGGGUAAGAUGAAUGUGGAAGGCCCUGAUAUCAACAUUGGAAAAGUUGGACUACCUUCCAUUGACAUAUCAUUACCAAAAGGGAAGGCUAAAGGAGGAAUUGACAUUGAAGGACCAUCUGGAAAAGGGGGAAUUAUGCCAAAUGUUGACAUUACCUUACCAAAAGUAACACCACCCAAGGUUGAUCUCAAUGUUGAGGGUCCUGACAUCAAAGGCAGGAAGUUUCAUAUGCCAGAUAUUGAUUUAUCUUUGCCAAAAGUUGAUCUUUCACUACCAAAAAUGAAGUUACCAGAGGGUAAGAUGAAUGUGGAAGGCCCUGAUAUCAACACUGGGAAAGUUGGACUACCUUCCAUUGACAUAUCAUUACCAAAAGGGAAGGCUAAAGGAGGAAUUGACAUUGAAGGACCAUCUGGAAAAGGGGGAAUGAUUGAUGCGCCAAAUGUUAACAUUUCCUUGCCAAAAGUAAAACCACCCAAGGUUGAUCUUGAUGUUCAGGGUCCAGAAAUCAAGGGCAAGAAGUUUCAUAUGCCAGAUGUUGAUUUCUCUUUGCCAAAAGUUGAUCUUUCACUGCCAAAAAUGAAGUUACCAGAGGGUAAGAUGAAUGUGGAAGGCCCUGAUAUGAACAUUGGGAAAGUUGGACUACCUUCCAUUGACAUAUCAUUACCAAAAGGGAAGGCUAAAGGAGAAAUUGAUAUUGAAGGACCAUCUGGAAAAGGGGGAAUGAUGCCAAAUGUUGACAUUUCCUUACCAAAAGUAACACCACCCAAGGUUGAUCUCAAUGUUGAGGGUCCUGACAUCAAAGGCAGGAAGUUUCAUAUGCCAGAUGUUGAUUUAUCUUUGCCAAAAGUUGAUCUUUCACUACCAAAAAUGAAGUUACCAGAGGGUAAGAUGAAUGUGGAAGGCCCUGAUAUCAACAUUGGAAAAGUUGGACUACCUUCCAUUGACAUAUCAUUACCAAAAGGGAAGGCUAAAGGAGGAAUUGACAUUGAAGGACCAUCUGGAAAAGGGGGAAUUAUGCCAAAUGUUGACAUUACCUUACCAAAAGUAACACCACCCAAGGUUGAUCUCAAUGUUGAGGGUCCUGACAUCAAAGGCAGGAAGUUUCAUAUGCCAGAUAUUGAUUUAUCUUUGCCAAAAGUUGAUCUUUCACUACCAAAAAUGAAGUUACCAGAGGGUAAGAUGAAUGUGGAAGGCCCUGAUAUCAACACUGGGAAAGUUGGACUACCUUCCAUUGACAUAUCAUUACCAAAAGGGAAGGCUAAAGGAGGAAUUGACAUUGAAGGACCAUCUGGAAAAGGGGGAAUAAUUGAUGCGCCAAAUGUUAACAUUUCCUUGCCAAAAGUAAAACCACCCAAGGUUGAUCUUGAUGUUCAGGGUCCAGAAAUCAAGGGCAAGAAGUUUCAUAUGCCAGAUGUUGAUUUCUCUUUGCCAAAAGUUGAUCUUUCACUGCCAAAAAUGAAGUUACCAGAGGGUAAGAUGAAUGUGGAAGGCCCUGAUAUGAACAUUGGGAAAGUUGGACUACCUUCCAUUGACAUAUCAUUACCAAAAGGGAAGGCUAAAGGAGAAAUUGAUAUUGAAGGACCAUCUGGAAAAGGGGGAAUGAUGCCAAAUGUUGACAUUUCCUUACCAAAAGUAACACCACCCAAGGUUGAUCUCAAUGUUGAGGGUCCUGACAUCAAAGGCAGGAAGUUUCAUAUGCCAGAUGUUGAUUUAUCUUUGCCAAAAGUUGAUCUUUCACUACCAAAAAUGAAGUUACCAGAGGGUAAGAUGAAUGUGGAAGGCCCUGAUAUCAACAUUGGAAAAGUUGGACUACCUUCCAUUGACAUAUCAUUACCAAAAGGGAAGGCUAAAGGAGGAAUUGACAUUGAAGGACCAUCUGGAAAAGGGGGAAUUAUGCCAAAUGUUGACAUUACCUUACCAAAAGUAACACCACCCAAGGUUGAUCUCAAUGUUGAGGGUCCUGACAUCAAAGGCAGGAAGUUUCAUAUGCCAGAUAUUGAUUUAUCUUUGCCAAAAGUUGAUCUUUCACUACCAAAAAUGAAGUUACCAGAGGGUAAGAUGAAUGUGGAAGGCCCUGAUAUCAACACUGGGAAAGUUGGACUACCUUCCAUUGACAUAUCAUUACCAAAAGGGAAGGCUAAAGGAGGAAUUGACAUUGAAGGACCAUCUGGAAAAGGGGGAAUAAUUGAUGCGCCAAAUGUUAACAUUUCCUUGCCAAAAGUAAAACCACCCAAGGUUGAUCUUGAUGUUCAGGGUCCAGAAAUCAAGGGCAAGAAGUUUCAUAUGCCAGAUGUUGAUUUCUCUUUGCCAAAAGUUGAUCUUUCACUGCCAAAAAUGAAGUUACCAGAGGGUAAGAUGAAUGUGGAAGGCCCUGAUAUGAACAUUGGGAAAGUUGGACUACCUUCCAUUGACAUAUCAUUACCAAAAGGGAAGGCUAAAGGAGAAAUUGAUAUUGAAGGACCAUCUGGAAAAGGGGGAAUGAUGCCAAAUGUUGACAUUUCCUUACCAAAAGUAACACCACCCAAGGUUGAUCUCAAUGUUGAGGGUCCUGACAUCAAAGGCAGGAAGUUUCAUAUGCCAGAUGUUGAUUUAUCUUUGCCAAAAGUUGAUCUUUCACUACCAAAAAUGAAGUUACCAGAGGGUAAGAUGAAUGUGGAAGGCCCUGAUAUCAACAUUGGAAAAGUUGGACUACCUUCCAUUGACAUAUCAUUACCAAAAGCCAAGGCUAAAGGAGAAAUUGACAUUGAAGGACCAUCUGGAAAAGGGGGAAAUAUGCCAAAUGUUGACAUUACCUUACCAAAAGUAACACCACCCAAGGUUGAUUUCGAUGUUCAGGGUCCAGAGAUCAAUGGUAGGAAGUUUUAUGUCCCAGAUGUUGACUUCUCCCUGCCAAAAGCAAAAGUAAAAGGGGGUGUUGAUCUUGAAGGUGAGGUCAGUGAAAGAGGGAUGUUUCAAAUACCCAUGGUUGAUCUUUCAUUACCAAGAAUGAAGUUAGCAGAAGGCAAUACUAAUGUAGAUAGUCCUGAUAUCACAGUAGGUAAAGUUUGCAUGCCAUCCACUGAUAUUUCAUUUCCAAAAGGGAUGGGUAAAGGAGAAAUUCAUAUUGAAGGACAAGCUGUAAAAAGAGGAAAGAUGGAUUUGCCCAAAUUUGACAUUUCCUUACCAAAGGUAACACCACCUAAAGUUGACAUCAGUGGCCCUGAGAUCAAGGGUGGACAGUUGCACAUGCCAGAUAUUGAUACCUCCCUGCCAAAAGAAAAGGUAAAAGGGGAUGUUGAUCUUGAAGGUGUGACUGAGAAAGGUACAAAGUUCCACAUGCCCAAAGUUGAUCUUUCUAUCCCAAAAUUGAAACCAAGUGUUGAUAUUUCAGCACCUAAGGUUGAUCUUGACUUUGGUAUUCCCAAACAAAAAUGCACUGAUAAAGAAGAUAUUGAACUUCUCAAAGGUGAAGGCAGCAGACCAUCAUCUGGGGCAAGUUUUGAAAUUCCAGAUGUGACUCUAAAAAUGCCAAAAAUUUCACUUCCUAAAUUUGGGGGGAAAUUUAAAACUGAAGACAAACAAGUUGAGGGACUUAGAUUAUCUACAGGUUUGGAUGUGGAUAAAAAUAUGCCAUCUAUAGAACUAAAUGUUGAUGGAAAAAUGAAAGGGAAACGACAGAAGAUAAAAUCUAAAGAAGAUGUGAAUGCUUCACUUGAUAUUGGGGCAGAGGGUAAGGAACAUUUCAAGGUUCCAACAUUGGAUACGAAGACAAAGGUCAAAAUGCCCUCAGUUGAGAUAUCACUGCCAACCCCAUACACACCAGAGAGAGAGGCAUUACUGCCAAAAUCAGAGAUUGAUGUAUCUGACGCAGAUAUCAAGGCUUAUGAGGGUAGUUUAAAAAUCCCAAAGAUGCCAACUAUUGAUAUAUCAGUACCAAAAGUAGAUUUGGAUUUUGCCUUACCAAAAGCAAAACAUAAUGCAAAGUUCAAGUUGCCAGAUAUUACAAAUUCACCUACGGAUAUAUCUCUGCAAAAAGGCAAAGAAGGAGAAAUUCAAGUUCAAGAAAUGGACAAAGAAGGAUGGCAAAAAUUAAAUAUGUCUGGUAAUGUGAAUGCAGAUGCAGGGUCAAGUAAUGGGCUCUCCCUGCCUAAAACUGACAUAAAAGCACCAGAGUUAGACUAUGGGUCUGUUCAAGAUGACACUAGUGAUAAAAUAAAUACAAAGCCAGGUACCAUGGUCAAAAUUCCAAAGUUUGGUGUGGCUCUGCCAUCUCUAACUUCACCUGAAGCCAAAGUCAAUGUUAAAUCACCAAAAGGAUCUUCUUUGACCACAAAUCCUGAAAUACACUAUGAGGGCCCUCCUAUCCCUAAAGUAACAAAAGCUGUUUUUGUUUUAGUUAAUUCCCAGACAGAAAGCUAUGUUCACGUAACCAGCAAAGCAAGUGCAGAAACUGUAGGUAAGAAAAUAAAAGAGCCAAAAAUCACAGAGAAGCAAAGUUUUGGAAAGUCACACUCAAAAGGUACAGGAGUAAUUUCUGAGGAGGAGAAUGAGGAGGAGGAAAUGGAUGAAGAAGUAAAAACAGGAGCAUUUAGGUUGCCCAAAAUUGAGUUUUCUUCGCCAUACUUUAUAAAUGUGGGAGAAGAGGAGACAUUUGAGAUGGGCAUGGAACCUGAGAAUAAGGGUUGCACUGAGGUUAGUCAGGGCAAAAAAGCUAAAUCUGGAAAAAUAUCUUUUCCAGGUUUCAAGAAGAAGUCUGUAAUUGGUGAUGAGGAAAGUGAAAAUGGCAGUUUAGUGUCCUCAAAAGCCAGGCUAGAAAUGUUAACAGAAAAUCAAGGCUCUGAGUCACCAGUACCAAAUAUUUCACUUGGCCCUGUCUCAGGAAAGACCAGUAACAAAAAGGACAGUAAAUCCAAAGAUGAUGUUAGAAACAAGAUGGAUGUGGAAGAAAAAGAGGAGACAACUUGGUUUAAAAUCCCCAAAGUCACUCUUAGCCCCCAUUCCACUGGCAUCCUGCAGAUCACACCAGAGGGAUCUCCAAAGAAAAGCAAGUCAUCUUUACAGUACUCUGGCGAAGAGAUGUCUGGAGCUCUCUACAGGAGAAUGCCAAGUACUGAAUUUUCCACUCAGGAGGUUUCUUCCCAACAGACAGUCACCACAACAAAAGAAGGGACUUUCACUGUGGUAACUAAGACUUCAAAAUAUAAAGUAACAGAAUCAGCAAGUAGCAGCUCAUCUACACACUGGAAUCAGUGAAAUCAAAGGGUAAAUUGAGAGAGAGUGAAAUAUAUUUAUAUUGUCGUUACUUGCAUUUAAAUACAGAUACUAUUUAAUGUAGCACACAUUUCUAUACAUUUCAUAUACACUUUUUAAUGUAGCACACAUUUAUAUUUAUGUUUCAUAUACUUGCACUGACCAUUCAAUUAUUCUUUAUGUAGAUGCUUUGUUUCAGUAGAUUAUUUAUAUUAUUUCUGAGACCUGCAAUUCAUUCAUUAGAUCAUAUACGCAUAUACAAGAUGAAUGGAAUUUUAGGUAGAAUUCUGAGAAGCAUUAUUUUUUUUAGAAUCAUCAUAGUUUUUGAAGCUUCAUGUGAUGCUGUUAUCUUUUCUUUUAUAUAAGGAUAACACUUUUUUUUCAUAAAUAACACCAAAACUGUAGUAGAAGAAACUGUACAUAUUUAUGUAUUUGAACACUGGAAUAAUGUCAUGAAUCUAUAUAAUAUAACAUUAUUACAUAAUAUAAUAUAAUAUAAUAUAAUAUAAUAUAAUAUAAUAUAAUAUAAUAUAAUAUAAUAUAAUAUAAUAUAAUAUAAUAUAAUAUAAUAUAAUAUAAUAUAAUAUAAUAUAAUAUAAUAUAAUAUAAUUUAAUUUUUAAUAAUAUUUAAAUGCAUUAAAAUGUGACAGUGUACAAUGAUGUGACAUUUCUGUGUGGGAAUGCUUUGUAUUCUUGAUUUGAAGUCUCUGAGUGUGCAUUGUGAACUUGUGUGCAAUUUUUUGGCUCAUCAUUUUUCAUUUAAUCGUGCAAUGUGAAAUAUGAAAUUAGUAUCAAAUGCAAGUAGCAUCAUUACUGUAUAGUUUUUUUUAGCAUGUCCUUUGCAUUUCCUUCUAAAGCACAGUUUCUCAGCUGGAUGAAAUAUUAAAUAAAAUAUUUUACAUGCUCUUU